This is a messenger RNA of Phalaenopsis equestris, 2304 nucleotides long. RefSeq lists its product as uncharacterized. Lineage: Eukaryota; Viridiplantae; Streptophyta; Magnoliopsida; Asparagales; Orchidaceae. The record is from RefSeq and is a predicted model, not a curated record. Bases 1 to 2304 code for a protein of 767 amino acids. Gene Ontology annotation, molecular function: nucleic acid binding; RNA-DNA hybrid ribonuclease activity. The transcript has 2 exons.
AUGGAACCUCCUAAAAGUUUGACGCAGUUGCGUUCCCUACAAGGGAAGCUCGCCUAUAUUAGGAGGUUCGUUUCGAACCUUUCUGGUCGAUGUCAACCCUUUUCUGCGUUGACUAAGAAAGAUGUUCGCUUUCACUGGGAUGAGGCAUGUCAGCAUGCUUUCGAUGAUAUCAAAUGCUACUUGUUGAAUCCUCCAGUGUUAGCAGCGCCGGUCCCAGGUAGACCCCUCAUUCUCUAUAUUGCCACUCUUGAUGAGUCGAUAAGAGCUUUAUUGGCUCAAAUGAAUGAGGAAGAGAAAGAGAACGCCCUAUAUUAUCUUAGUCGGCGUUUCAUACCCGCUGAGAUGAGAUACCCACCAAUUGAAAAACACUGUUUGUCAUUGGUAUUCUCGGUCCAGAAGUUGAGGCAUUACAUGCUCUCACACCAUGUUGAUUUGAUCUCGAGGGUAAACCCUUUGCAGUAUCUCAUGACGCGUCCUACCUUAGCUGGACGGUUGGCUAGAUGGGCCAUGAUAUUAUCCCAGUUUGACAUUUCGUAUGUCCCUCAACGGGCUGUUAAGGGACAGGCGUUAGCUGAAUUUUUAGCGGCUCACCCGAUCCCGGCAGAUUCACCUCUAAAUGAUGAUUUUCCUGAUGAGCAUUUGAUGGUCAUCGAUGCCCCAGAGUGGGAGAUGUAUUUUGAUGGGGCCUCUUCCUUGAAAGAAGGGCCACCAGGGUCUCUCCCAAAGGUGCAAUCGGGGAUCGGAUUAAUUUUCGUAUCGCCCGAGGGUGGCAUUCUCCGCUACUCUUAUAGUUUAGCAGAACCAUGUACGAAUAAUGCCGCUGAAUAUGAAGGCUUAAUUCUAGGACUUGAGUUGGCUAUCCAAAUGGGCAUUACAAGAAUCAAGAUUUAUGGUGAUUCACAGCUCAUUAUAAGCCAGAUCUUAGGAACCUAUAGGGUCCUGAAGCCUGAACUUCUAGCCUAUCAUGAGAAGGCGAUGACAAUGUUGAAGCUCAUUCCUGAGGUCACUCUUAUUAGGAUACCUCGAUCUCUCACCGAUGCUCUUGCUAAAUUGGUUAAAGAGCUAUCAAGUCCUGACGGAAAUCCGGUGACAGUUGUGAUCCGAGAAAGAAGAAUCUUAUCGCCGACGAUUUCUAGCCCUUCAGGUGACGUGCCCUCGGAUAGAGGUGGCGUCGUUUUGGCUACUUCUGCUGGAGUAUCUGAUGAUUGGCGUCAAGACAUCAUCGCAUACUUGACAAGGGGAAUUCUCCCCGACGAUCGCUCCCUCGCUUCUCAGAUUCAGAAGAGGGCACUGUCGUUUACAAUUAUUAACGAUACUCUGUAUCGACGUUCCUUUGAGCAGAUGUGGUUACGAUGUGUAGGGGAUGAUGAGGCCCAGAAAUUAAUGGCUGAGGUCCAUGAGGGCGUCUGUGGAUCCCAUCAGUCGGGUCCCAAAAUGAAAAUCAAGAUCAAACGCCUUGGUUAUUAUUGGCCUAUGAUGACACUUGAUUGCAUUGAACAUGCCAAACGGUGCCAUCAAUGUCAGGUGUUUAGCCCUGUGCUUCAUCAACCCCCAAGUAUAUUACAUCCGACAGUCGCAUCAUGGCCUUUUGAAGCCUCGGGUACCGAUAUUGUGGGGCCUAUUGACCCACCGUCCUCUCGAGGACAUCGAUUUAUUCUUGCAGCUACUGAUUUUUUCUCUAAAUGGGCGGAAGCUAUCCCUCUAAGAGAAGUAAGGGCUGAUAAUAUGCUGCAUUUCCUUAAGAAUAAUAUCGUUUAUAGAUUUGUUGGCCUUAUCAAGAAAAUUCUCCAUGCCAACAAGAAAGAGUGGCACGAGAAGCUCUCGGAGGCUUUAUGGGCAUAUCGUACAACAUACCGUACUCCCACUAGUUCUACUCCAUACGCAUUGACAUUUGGGUCUGAGGCAGUCCUUCCUUUGGAAGUUGAAUUGCCUUCAUUGCGUAUUGCUAUUAGCAAUAAUGUCAAUAGCGAAGAUAAUACCCGACUUAGGUUGGAAGAGCUGGACAGCUUGGAGGGGCUGCGAUUACAAGCCCAACAAAACCUUGAACUAUACCGGGCCCGUAUGGCUAGAGCCCAUGACAAGCUCGUUAGGCCCUGUACCUUCAUGGUUGGAGACCUGGUGUUGGUGUUACGACGUCCUAUUAUAUCUCACCGUCGAAGCCACAGGAAAUUUGAGCCCACAUGGGAAGGACCGUUCGUGAUCGAGAAGGUCUACGAGGGAGGAGCCUACUUUCUUAUUGAUGCUGACGGAUCUCACCCCAUGCCCCCUAUCAACGGGCGAUAUUUGAAGAGAUACUAUGCUUAG